GCGUUGCUGAUUUGCGGUCGCUCACGCCUAGCGGACCCUGUCAGGUAUCAAGCGCGCGCCGGGACUGGAUCGAAGAGGCCCGCGGGACCUGCUCGGUGUCCCGGAGUCUCAGCCGGGGCAGCGCAGGGCUGGAGGGUCUCUGUACUUCCAUUCCUAAAGGACUCACACAAUGUUUUCCAAACUAGCAAGUUUGCAGACAGUUGCUGCUCUGCGGCGAGGGGUCCAUGCUUCAGUCGCCUCUGCUGCAUCUGUUGCAACUAAGAAGACAGUCCAAGGCCCGCCGUCCUCUGACUACAUCUUUGAACGGGAAUCUAAGUAUGGUGCACACAAUUACCAUCCUUUACCUGUAGCCCUGGAGAGAGCAAAAGGUAUUUAUGUGUGGGAUGUAGAAGGCAGGCAAUACUUCGACUUCCUGAGUGCUUAUGGUGCUGUCAGCCAAGGGCACUGCCACCCCAAGAUCAUAAAUGUUAUGAAGAGUCAGGUGGACAAACUGACCCUAACUUCUCGUGCUUUCUAUAACAACGUCCUUGGUGAAUAUGAGGAGUACAUUACCAAACUUUUCAACUACCACAAAGUUCUCCCUAUGAAUACAGGAGUGGAGGCUGGAGAGACUGCCUGUAAGCUUGCUCGUCGUUGGGGCUACACCGUGAAAGGCAUCCCGAAAUACAAAGCAAAGAUUGUUUUUGCUGAUGGAAACUUCUGGGGCCGAACAUUGUCUGCAAUCUCCAGUUCCACAGACCCGACCAGUUAUGAAGGCUUUGGACCCUUCAUGCCAGGCUUUGAAACCAUCCCGUAUAACGAUCUGCCCGCACUGGAGCGUGCUCUUCAGGAUCCAAAUGUUGCUGCCUUCAUGGUGGAGCCCAUCCAGGGUGAAGCAGGUGUUGUUGUUCCAGAUCCAGGAUACCUGAUGGGAGUCCGAGAACUCUGCACUAGGCACCAGGUCCUGUUUAUUGCUGAUGAAAUACAGACGGGAUUGUCCAGAACUGGUAGACGGCUGGCUGUGGAUCAUGAGAAUGUCAGACCUGACAUAGUUCUUCUCGGGAAGGCCCUUUCUGGCGGCUUAUACCCUGUGUCUGCAGUACUGUGCGAUGAUGAGAUAAUGCUGACAAUUAAACCAGGGGAACAUGGCUCCACAUACGGUGGUAAUCCACUAGGCUGCCGAAUUGCCAUUGCAGCUCUUGAGGUUUUAGAAGAAGAGAAUCUUGCUGAAAACGCAGACAAGAUGGGUACCAUCUUGAGAAAGGAGCUCAUGAAGCUGCCCUCUGAUGUUGUGACUGCUGUUAGGGGGAAAGGGUUGCUAAAUGCCAUUGUCAUCCGGGAAACCAAAGAUUGUGACGCUUGGAAGGUGUGUCUGCGACUCCGAGAUAAUGGGCUCCUGGCCAAGCCAACCCAUGGUGAUAUCAUCAGGUUAGCCCCUCCACUUGUGAUCAAGGAGGACGAGAUCCGGGAGUCAGUGGAAAUCAUUAACAAGACCAUCUUGUCCUUCUGAGAAUAAGAACUGCUCAGUGCUCCCCGGGAGCCAUCUUCAGACGGACUUCUUGUGACACUCUGCUCACAGCAGGCAGAUCUCACUGGUUGGUCUCUUGAAAGACAUUUUUUUUUUGGAUAUGCAUACCUAUUUUUUUCAGUUGAUGCAUAGUAGAGUGACAUUUAUGAACCUGCAGUUGGCUGUGGCAUCUCGCUUUGUGGGAACUUUCUAAGGUGAAGCACUUCCAUCUCUACACAGCCUUCAAAUCCAGUCCUGCAUCAUUUACAUACAUUUUUAUAAUUUCCUUGCUGGUGUGAAUGUUUUGAAUUUGAAAGUUAUUUCUGAGAUACUACAGGAGAGACUUGCUUAACCUCAUGCAGUUGAAUCAUUAUAAUCAAUGGAUGUUAAGAUGAUUAAAGGUUAAGCAUAUGUAAAAUACCCGUUUCAAGUAAACUUUGCAUUGGCCAACACUAGAAUGCUUUAUAUAGAUUCUGAGAAUUCUUUCCUAAAUUACACUUUUAAGUGCUUGAUUGCAAUUUGUAAAACAUUUCAGUAUUUCUUUGAAUAAAGCUUAUUUUUCUUUUUACUCCAGCAGAGUAUUUUGUAUUUCCAUAUUGGUAAUAGUAAGUGUAUUCCACUCCUGUGACUGGCAUUUCUUCUCUUCUUGAGACCAUUGGGUGUGUUCAUUUCAGGCUUUUUAUUCUAAAUAAAGCUAUGAUUAGUUCAUAUCUGUA
This is a messenger RNA of Microtus oregoni (creeping vole), 2202 nucleotides long. RefSeq names its product ornithine aminotransferase (gene Oat). The record is from RefSeq and is a predicted model, not a curated record. NCBI's taxonomy places the organism in Eukaryota, Metazoa, Chordata, Mammalia, Rodentia, Cricetidae. Bases 170 to 1489 code for a protein of 439 amino acids. The transcript has 10 exons. Gene Ontology annotation, cellular component: cytoplasm. Gene Ontology annotation, molecular function: L-ornithine transaminase activity; identical protein binding; pyridoxal phosphate binding.